This is a messenger RNA of Osmia lignaria (orchard mason bee), 4017 nucleotides long. Its product is annotated as pre-piRNA 3'-exonuclease trimmer. Gene Ontology annotation, biological process: siRNA 3'-end processing; nuclear-transcribed mRNA poly(A) tail shortening; priRNA 3'-end processing. Gene Ontology annotation, molecular function: RNA binding; 3'-5'-RNA exonuclease activity. Gene Ontology annotation, cellular component: nucleus; endoplasmic reticulum. The record is from RefSeq and is a predicted model, not a curated record. NCBI's taxonomy places the organism in Eukaryota, Metazoa, Arthropoda, Insecta, Hymenoptera, Megachilidae.
AGGUCAAGUCGCGCAAUGCAUGAUGGGAAGAAUAUUGCUAAACGAACCGAGCGCGUAGUGCGUACCGGUGUCAAGUAGUGGAACGCGCGGCAAUUAGUAGACGUGUAUUGUGACAAUUAAUUAGAACAAAACGGUGUGUAGGAUGUUUAACCGGUCGUAAAUGGUGGUUCGAGAAACAAUCGACGAGGACAAAUAUCGGUUGCUGCUUGUUCAUCAUGUAAGAUUCACGGAAGAUUAUCACACGUGAUAACACUUCUAAGGUUAGAAUAUAGUAUAUUAGAAAAGAAAACUCAAUAUGAAUGAAGUUCUGGAUGAAAACUUCGAAGAGUUUUAUCCUGAAUUAGAGAAACUUAUAAACAAUGCAUCCUUUAUUGCUAUCGAUACGGAAUUAACGGGUAUAAGCACGGAUAAUGAUGUGAAAUAUAGUCUUUUUGAUUCUUUGGACGUGCGCUACAAGAAAUUGAAGAACACCAUUGAAAACUUUUCAAUAAUUCAAUUUGGCAUCUCAGUGUUUCAUCAUGUCCCUGACAUAAAUUUUUAUGAUGCACAGUGUUUCAAUUUUUAUUUACUACCACGAGCUUUGCCACUCACAAACAACCAAAUCACCUGGCAAGUGGGUGCAUUAGAGUUCUUGUCCAAGCACAAUUUUGAUUUCAAUAAGCUUGUGAAUCAUGCUAUUCCAUAUCUCAAUGAGUCGGAUGAAAAGAAUUUCAAACAAUACAUAGAGAAGAGUAGUUCAUUAGAUAAAUUAAAGCAUCUGUCGUAUGAAGAUGAAACUAAUUUCAGAGAAUGUAUCAGUAAAACUACCGAUUGGAUUUAUAAUGAUGUACAUCAAACUUCUUUUGAAUUGGAAGUUGAGGAUCCUAUUGUACAGUAUUUAAUCCGAAAAAGAUUAAAUGAUUAUGAUAACAUUAGAACAACAUCUGGGUAUAAAAGAAUAAUUGUUGAAAGGAUAUCAUCAAAGAACACAUGUGAUGUUUCAGAAAAGGAAGAUAGUAACUGCUUGGAACAAGCACUGUUAGAUUCAUAUGUAGGCUUUUCUAAAGUGUUCAAACUAUUGUGUUCCUCAAAGAAACCAAUAAUUGGUCAUAAUGUACUUUUUGAUUUAAUGUUCACCUAUCAACAGUUCUACAAACCAUUGCCAGACUCUUAUACUGAAUUCAAAAGUAACGUACACUCGUUAUUUCCACAAAUAUAUGACACAAAGUUCAUAAGUACCGAAUUGCGGAGACUGUAUAUAAAAGAAGUCAACUGGAAACUGAGUUCGUUAGAUGCUGUAUACGAGUUUUUUACCUUAAAACAGGGAAAGUAUCUAACGUUAAACUCACCAACUGUGAAUUUAAGGCUUAAAUCUUUAGACGAAAAAUAUUAUCACCAUGCAGGAUGGGAUGCUUACUUCGCCGGUUACAUAUUUAUAAAAUUGGGUCACGUGUUUGGUGUGAAAAUAUAUGGAAGCGGUUUAGAAGAAAGACCGAUAACGCAUUCGGAGUUGAUGAGCAGCGUGAAGAAUUAUGUAAAUUCCGUAAACGUGUCGAGAAGCAAUGAAAUGUGUAUGAAACUGGACGGAGACGAUCCACUGUACUCGAAACCAGAGUGGCUUCACGUGAAAUUAAAAUCAGCAUCGAUCGAUACGAAACAGCUGGUCGAGAGACUCUCAUCGUUUGGCCAAGUGGAUAUAAUGCCAUUCGCACGGAAACGUGUUCUGGUAGCUGUAUCGAAUCAGAAGAGAAACUCGAUCGCUUCGUUGAACAACUCCGCAAGUGAUAACAAAUGUACGCAAAUACUUCAAAGACACCAUAGUUCGUUCAUUUCGAGUAAAAUAAAUUUAAACUCUAUCGAGAACAAAUAUGCCCGGUGUUGGCCGUCAUACUGACACGAAACACUCUCGCUGAAAUCCGUAUAUUUCAUACUGCACAUCACAGUAUUCGGGUUAACAAAACAAUGAAGCGAGAUUAAAGGGAGACCAGCGGAUACGGUAAAUCUCUGGUUGAUUUUUAAACAAGCUCGAAAUCCAUCGCGACAAUCUCGUGCGUAUAUAUAAAAUGCGAAAUCAAAACGGUUCACUUUGUUUCCCCUGUUAUAAUCUUACCUUACGCAUCGAGCAAGUAUAAUUAGGUAUUAAGUACGCAGUUGGUAUUUUAGUAUGAAGCUGCUUCGAAGUAAGGUGCCGGAACUAUUUUGGAUCUUAUCCAAGGGCAACCGCGUAUACUCAUCAUUGCAGUUACAAAAUGUAAUAUCGAUGCACGUGAUUUUGUACGUGCCACGUAACCGUUGGCAUUUUCAUUUUGACCAAAAUUUAUUCCUCUCCACUUAUAGGGAUAUUGUUCUGAUUAAUUAUUGAACGUAUUCUAUUGUACUUUGUGUUUCAUUUUAAUUAUUCAUGUGAAGUGUGAAGGGUUUAAACGCGUCUCUAAGGAUAUCUAUAAAAUUUGAAAUUUCAAAAAGAAUUCUAACAUUAGUUUCUUACCCUUGAUUUUAUAUUAAUUUUCAUUCUAAAAUCCUCGUUCCAGUAGUCGGUAUAUUGAUUCAAAACGAGAUCGAAUAAGUGUGCGAGAUUUUUUUUUUGACGGACCGUAACGAGACCAAUAUAGCAUUACCAGGAAUCAGAUUAAUUAUAAUCGUACGUCUUGACAGUGGAGGAUCAGCAAGAAAACUAUAAAUAUCGACGGAAAAGGUGAACGACCUGAGAUCCCGUGAAAAUUAUUCAGACUGCUAAUGGCCUUGCAUCAAUGUUCUCAACGCGCGUUAAGUUUUUACUGCCUAUCUCGAAAGCUCUAUAUUUCCCGGAUACUUAGAGAUUCUUUGACGAGCUAUGAAUCACAUAGAAAAUUAAUGGUGUAUCGACGGGUAUAAAAACGUUAACGAGCAAGCGACCCUCGCGUUUCGUUUAUUUCACCGGAACGAUUCAGACGAACAAUCGGUCGCGUUUUCUUAAUUCAGACAGGUUGGAAUCACAAACCUCGGUUUCAGUAUCGGUUUCGCGCGGAUCCAUUAGAAUCCGUUUAUCUUUCGUUCGACGAGCUGUCGAAGCAAUGAGCACUUACAUAAGAACUAUCCGACCGGUUAGAUCGUUGCAUCUGUCCGGCUCGAAACCGUAAAUUUCGUCGCGUUCUGGCAUUUAUCGUUCCAUUAACUACUUAACAACUAUCUCGUCGAGAAAUCGUUGAGAACAAUAAUUUAUAGCGUUGGGUACAGCUAGGUGUUAAAAUUGCUUUUACGAAAAUAAGCGGAGUGUUCAAAUUUUUCAAUUGAAAUACUUACGCUAUUUUAUAAUAAUAAAAAGAAUGAUGUUGAUACUGAUGAUCGUUCGAUAAGAGCGCGUUGAAACGAUAGAUUUCGCGUUAGGAAUACAAACGGAAGCAUUCAACCCGCGAUUUUGUUCAGGCUGAUCGCGAAGGGUAAGCAAAUCAGCUGACUUCAUCGUUCCUGAAUUAGAUCGAAAUGAAUUAUCCGGUGGCGGGCUGCUAUCAAGUAUACAUUUUCACGAGCGUGAUGCAUUUUCUUUCGAACCGUCCAGCAUUUUCACUCGCGGCUUAACCAACCUGCUCGUACGUUAUACGCGUCAGAUUUUCUUCUUUGCCUGGCGUUCUUCCAAAGCUUGCGUGUAUCGGUUUCUACCAGCGAAUAAACUGUUCUAUCGACGCGUGGAUCGAAUCGUUCGAAUUCAUCCGAUCAAUUAACGCAUUAUUCGCGAGCCGCGUAAUUAACUAUAUCUUUCGAUCUACGUGGUUAAUUAACCGAUUCUCGAUUACUCGUGAAAAUCAUCCUUUCUCCGGCAUCGAGGAAUUUGUGUCAGGAAAAUUGUGUGUUCCCUGUUUAAAAAAUUCAAUUAAACGAUUGGAAAUAUGAUAAAAUAAGACUUUGUGUUAUUGGGUUACGUGCAUACAGUGUGAAACGUUUUUUUAGUUGAACAUUAACGUAGCCAAACGGUUAAGCAUCGAUGUAAACCAGCCUCUAUUGCACGCCGUGAUCGAUACGAAAUUAUUUUUACCCAUGUAUAUUAUUAAUGCGUUAUAA